CAAACUCGCUUGAUGUAGACAAUCCAACACCCCUCCCCCACGGGUGCCUUGCAUCAAGGAUUCAAGAGCUCGAAACAUGCUCUGAAACACUGCACUCGAUAUUAUACGAAUUACAUUAACAUCUACGAGGAACAAAUACCCCUUAAAUCAAAUCUCAUCUUUGUCAAGACCCAUCUGGGAUCUCCCAUUUUCAAUUGUAAGUAAACUCUUGGCCCCUCUUGUCUUUCCACUUUAAUUCCCUCACUUUCUUGGUCUCUUCCACAUUCACACUUGGUUUUCUUGCUCUAAUUUCAAGAUCUGAUUGGUCACUCAAACGGGAAAACUGAAGGUUUGAAUAUCUGGGUUUUUCUUGAAUCUUAAUUCCCUCACAGACCCAGUUUUGUGCACUGAUUUCGAGAUCUGAUUGGUAGCUGAAACGAAAACUAAGGAUUCGGGUAUUUGAGUGUGUGGGUUUUGUUAAAAAGAUCACAGCUUUCAGGACUAACCCAUGAAAGGGUCGGAUCUGAUUGGCAGCUGAAACGAAAACUAAGGGUUCUGGUACUUGAGUGUGUGGGUUUUGUUAAAAAGAUCACAGCUUUCAGGACUAACCCAUGAAAGAGUCGAAUCCAACCACUGAGCCCAUAGGGCAGAACCUAAUAAAAUUGAUAGGCAAUGUGUGUUUCUCAGUGUUUGUAUUCUCAGUGCUCAUAUUUACAGUAAUUGCCAUCACCUACCAACCUCCAGACCCAUGGCUUGAGUCAGCUCCUGCCCUGACCAAGCUAUUCACCCAAUCUGAAAACGCCACCUUCCAAAAUGACAAUUCUAUCCUCAAAACUGGGGAAGAUUUUCCCUUGGUGCGUGCCCUGGCGCCUGAAGGCAUGCCGAUUACUGAGGCGGUGAUUAAGGAAACUGAAGAGAAGAUCGCCACAACGACCCCUGAAUCACGAUCCGGUUGUGACGAAUUACGGGAGGUUGUGAAUUGUUCAGACCCAAGAGUUCUGAUUGCAGUUGAGAAGUUCAAUCUGAGGGUUUUUAAGUCCAUUGUGUUUUUGGAGUAUCAAACAACGGUUAAUGGGUCGAAACCGGAUGAGUGCGACGUGGCGUGGAGGUUUAGAAAUAAGAAAGAGAAGUCUUGGAGGAAGUAUAGGGAUUUUAGGAGGUUCAAAUUUGGAAUCGGAGAGAAUUGUACGUAUAAAGUGGUGCAGGCGGGUGCAUGGCAUUCCGGUGUCAAUGCCCGGCGGCCUAGGAGUAGAAUCAGUAAUGGCACGAGGAGGGGUGGUGGGAAUAAUGCUAAGAUUGUACCCCCACCAGUGCGGGAUGAGGAGAUCAAUGACACAAUCCCAAGUUUAGGGUUGAUGAAUUUCAACAAGGGGAGGUACUUGUACUAUUCACGUGGAGGGGAUUAUUGUAAGGGAAUGAAUCACCACCUUUGGAGUUUCUUGUGUGGUUUAGGGGAGGCUAUGUACUUGAAUAGAACAUUUGUGAUGGAUUUGAGUAUAUGCCUGGCGGCAACUUAUAAUCCGAGUAAUAAAGAUGAGGAGGGAAAGGAUUUCCGGUAUUAUUUUGAUUUUGAGCAUCUUAAGGAGGUUGCAUCGAUUGUGGAGGAGGGUGAGUUUUUGGGAGGCUGGAAGAAAUGGGAUCGAAGCCAUAAAAGGAAAGUUCCUACUAGGAAGGUUGUGAGCUACAAGGUGACGCCAAUGCAACUUAAGAAAGAUAAGAGCACAAUUGUAUUGAGGCAGUUCGAUGCACCAGAGCCGGAGAAUUAUUGGUAUAGGGUAUGUGAAGGGCAAGCUGCCAAGUACAUUCAGAGGCCAUGGCAUGCUCUUUGGAAAUCAAAGAGAUUGAUGAAUAUUGUUUCAGAGAUCAGUGGGCGAAUGGACUGGGAUUUUGAUGCGGUACACGUGGUUCGAGGGGAGAAGGCACAGAAUAAAGAGCUAUGGCCUCAUCUGGACUCUGAUACAUCCCCUGACAGGCUCCUUGCAAAGCUUAAAGGUUUGGUUCAGCCAUGGAGGAAUCUGUAUAUAGCCACCAAUGAACCCUUUUACAAUUACUUCGACAAACUGAGAUCUCAGUACAAGGUGCAUUUGCUUGAUGAUUUUAAUGAAUUGUGGGGAAAUACAAGUGAGUGGUACAAUGAGACAAUGCUUCUAAAUAAUGGACGACCAGUUGAGUUUGAUGGUUACAUGAGAGUUGCUGUGGAUACUGAGGUUCUUUAUAGGGGAAAGACACGUGUGGAAACAUUCUAUAAUUUGACCACAGAUUGCAAGGAUGGAAUCAAUACGUGCUGAAGAGGAACUGGAUACGUUGUUAGUUAGAAACAUGGGAAUCUACGAAUUAACAUUGAACCCUGCAAUAUAAAGUACAUCACAGCCUUCAAGCCAUGCUGAAUGCAUACUAUCUUUUUAUUCCAUUUCGAGUAAAAAUAAGUUCAGUUUGUGCUGUCAAUCUAUCUAGCCCAAAUCCCAAUGGGUUUCUGCAACAAUGAGCACCCUUGAUCUUU
This is a messenger RNA of Juglans regia (Persian walnut), 2479 nucleotides long. RefSeq lists its product as uncharacterized. Gene Ontology annotation, cellular component: Golgi apparatus. Lineage: Eukaryota; Viridiplantae; Streptophyta; Magnoliopsida; Fagales; Juglandaceae. The coding region runs from base 591 to 2267 and encodes 558 amino acids. The transcript has 2 exons. The record is from RefSeq and is a predicted model, not a curated record.